CCUGGAGUGUGUCUGGAAAUCUCUGGCCUCCAGCAGGUAUAUCAUGGAGCUGGUCCUACCUGCCAUUCUAUUUAUCCUGUUUCCUGGAGCCCUGCUGGGGAGCGAGAACCCCACAACCGACUCCUACAGCUUGUCCCCUACACCAGACAGCACUAGCGUUCCCCUGGAUUCUGUGUGUGGACGUCCCAGGGCUUCAGGCCGCAUCGUGAAUGGGCAGGAUGCCCAGCCGGGCGAGUGGCCUUGGCAGGUCAGCGUGAGGGAGAAUGGGGUCCACGUGUGUGGGGGCUCCCUGAUUGCUGAGGACUGGGUGCUGACGGCUGCCCACUGCUUCAGUCAGGAGCAGCCUCUGUCUGACUACACGGUAAUGCUGGGUACCAUCUCCUCCUACCCUGGGCCCAAUGAGCCCAAGGAACUGAGAGCUGUGGCCCAGUGCAUCAAGUACUCGAGCUAUUCAGAAGAUGAGCACAGCAGUGGAGACAUCGCCCUGGUGCAGCUGGCCUCAUCCGUCUCCUUCAACGACUACAUCCUUCCAGUCUGCCUCCCGAAACCUGGAGACUCCCUGGGCCCUGGCACCCAAUGUUGGGUCACGGGCUGGGGGAACAUUGCCACAAAUACACCUCUCCAACCACCAUUUACCCUGCAGGAGCUGGAGGUGCCUCUUAUUGAUGCCCAAACCUGCAAUGCCUACUACCAGGAGAACUCCAUUCCCAGCAUGGAGCCUGUCAUCUUUGAAGAUAUGCUGUGUGCUGGCUUCGAGGAAGGCGAGAAGGAUGCCUGUAAUGGUGAUUCCGGAGGACCCCUGGUCUGUGACAUUGAUGGUGUCUGGAUCCAGGCAGGGGUGGUGAGUUGGGGAACCGAUUGUGCCCUUCCCAAGAGACCAGGUGUUUACACCAACGUCAGCGUCUAUACCUCAUGGAUUACGAACACAAUGUGGAACUCAGCCCUAGAAGUGAAGAGUUUCUCUCCGAGCCUUGCAGGGACCUCAGUCUCUGGCCUGUUGCUGUUCCUGGCAUCCCUGGCUAGCACCUUAUGCUUCCUGGGAGAAACCUGGAAACUGCCUGGGAGUAUGAAACCUCAGCUGGAGGACGGCCCUCAGGCGGCAGCCCAGGCAGUGGUGGAGUGCCAGGGCAUCAUGGUCCCCAAACAGCAUUUGGGCCUAAGGAGCUGCCUCUCCCCCGGUGGGCGCGGGCCUGGCCCAGCAGGAAGUAAGAGAGAGUGCCAGGCGGCGGGAGAAGUGGCCAUGGGCGCGUGGGGCAAGACGUUGGUGCCACUGCUGCUGCUGGUGGCGGCGGUGGCCUCACAGUCAACCCUUUUGCAGGUGGAACCAGAGAAUCCCUUAUGGCAGGAAGCAGACCUAUUGUCAGGACCCUGUGGUCACAGGACCGUCCCUCCACGUAUAGUGGGUGGCGAUGACGCAGAGCUUGGCCGCUGGCCAUGGCAAGGGAGCCUGCGUAUAUGGGGUACCCACUUAUGUGGAGCGACCUUGCUCAACCGGCGCUGGGUGCUUACAGCUGCCCACUGCUUCGAAAAGAAUAGUGAUCCCUUUGAGUGGACAGUCCAGUUUGGCGAGCUGACUUCCAAGCCAUCUUUCUGGAACCUACAGGCCUAUUCCAACCGUUACCAGGUAGAAGAUAUCUUUCUGAGCCCCAAGUAUACGCGGUCAUAUCCCCACGACAUCGCCCUGCUGAAGCUGUCGUCUCCUGUCAACUACAACAACCAUAUCCAGCCCAUCUGCCUCCUGAACUCCACAUACAAGUUUGAGAACCGAAGUGACUGUUGGGUGACCGGCUGGGGGACUAUUGGAGAGGAUGAAAGUCUGCCAUCUCCCUACACUCUCCAGGAAGUGCAGGUGGCCAUCAUUAACAGCAGCAUGUGCAACCACAUGUACCAGAAGACGGACUUCCGACUAACCAUCUGGGGGGACAUGGUUUGCGCUGGCAAUCCCGCUGGUGGCAAGGACGCCUGCUUUGGUGACUCAGGAGGACCCUUGGUCUGCGACCAGAAUACGGUGUGGUAUCAGGUUGGAGUUGUGAGCUGGGGUAUAGGCUGUGGGCGACCCAACCGGCCUGGAGUCUACACCAACAUCAGUCAUCAUUACAACUGGAUCCGGUCUACCAUGAUCCGCAAUGGGAUGCUCAGGCCUGACCCAGCCCCCCUGCUGCUGUUUCUCACUCUGUUCUGGGUCCCCUCGCUGCUGAGGUCUGCCUGAGGUCACCUGUGAAAAUACGGUCAUUGGUGGAGCUGGGGUGUGUUUCUUUCGUAUCGUGUUUGCUAAUAAACAUGCUUAUGUUUUCAUAGUU
This is a messenger RNA of Myodes glareolus (Bank vole), 2300 nucleotides long. RefSeq names its product testisin-like. NCBI's taxonomy places the organism in Eukaryota, Metazoa, Chordata, Mammalia, Rodentia, Cricetidae. The record is from RefSeq and is a predicted model, not a curated record. Gene Ontology annotation, molecular function: serine-type endopeptidase activity. Gene Ontology annotation, biological process: proteolysis.